Molecule: messenger RNA, 285 nt
Organism: Vitrella brassicaformis
Lineage: Eukaryota; Vitrellaceae
Source: the annotation of a GenBank genome assembly
AUGCGGACGAACUAUCAACGUCUGUGCAAUCGCUCCCACGGAUACGCCAAUGUGAAGGAGGCGGUGCAGGAGGCAUACGAGAGCGAGUAUGUGCAGAGCGUCUGCCACUUGCACAUUUCGUAUAUACGGAUAGUGGAUACCUACCACCCCGAAAUUCGGCGGCUGGCGGAUUUGGUGAACUUGGUGUGCCGCCUGUGCCGUUUCCACCAAGAUGACGAGACGGAAGCUGUUGACAGCCUGUUGUUCCAUUCGAGCAUCAAGAUCUGUCGACCAGUCGCUGGUUAA